GAUGUAUUUUCUUCAAUGGCUUCAUGCCAAUUUGUUUGCUUUUGUGGGUUUUCUUUUUCUAAAGGCAUUUGUAUUAAGUGCCUGUCAAAAAGCCCCUCUUUUUCUUUUCGUCUCUCCCUUUUCCUCCUCUGCUUAACCUUUUCAAAAAAAUUUUAACUUUUUAACUUUAUAUCUGUAUUUGCUCCAAUAUGUCGAGCUUUUGAUGCUGUUCGUUUCUGAGAAAAUUUCUUCUUAACUUUCUAUGAGGAAAUUAAACAAGAGAACUUGAUCAAAACUGUUCCUGCCUUGUCUUUGGCUUGUUUAAAGCUGAUUGUUGAGUUUUCAUUUUUGUAUCUGAUUAUGGGGGAUCAUUUUGUAUUACUAGUGGACCGGUUGAUAACUGAAUCCACAUUGGAAGCUGCAAUUGAAAGCAGGAACCGGUCUUUUCAGGCCACUGCACCAGUGGUUGAUGACACUAAGGUAUUCAACUCUUCUCCAAAGUUGAAUUUAUCCUCCCUGGGGGGAAUUGUUGAAUGUAGGAUAUGCCAAGAUGAGGAUGUAGACUCGAAUAUGGAGACCCCUUGUGCUUGUUGUGGCAGCUUGAAGUAUGCGCAUCGCAGAUGUGUACAGAGAUGGUGCAAUGAGAAGGGCAACACCACCUGUGAAAUAUGCCAUCAGCAAUUCAGGCCAGGUUAUACCGCGCCACCUCCCUUGUUUCAUAUUGGGCGUAUUCCAAUGAACUUCAGGGGCAAUUGGGAGAUAUCUAGGAGGGAGUUAAACAAUUCUGGCUUUAUAGCAGUGGUCUCAACAGAUCACAGCUUACUGGAUUCUCGCUAUGAUGAAUAUUUAGCUUCAACUACAAGAAGCUUAACCGGUUAUCGUAUGGUUGCAAUACUUUUCAUGCUUCUUUUGGUUUUACGGCAUAUUCUUCCUGUCCUACUAAGGGGAAGCGAUGACUUCUCUUUCCCAUUAUUUAUCUCGAUAUUACUUCGGACCAUCGGAAUUAUCCUGCCAAUGUAUGUCAUUUUUAAAACAGUGACUGCCCUCCUUCGCUGCAGGCAGCAUCAGGAGACACCAAAUUCAUUGUUUGCUGAAUCAGAGGAAGAGAAUGAAGUUGCUAUCAUGCAAACUCAGCCUCACAUAGUUAACAUACAUUGAAUUCCGACAUGGGUAAGAUACAUCUCUGUAUCUUCAGUCGGUGAAAAAGAGUUGAAAAGAAGGGGUUGAUAUCAGGUAAUAAUAUAUAACUUGUUUCGCAGAUAAUAUUAGCAAUCAAAGAAAUAUACAUUAAAGCCAAGAAAUCCAAACAAUGUACAGUGUAUAUAUUCAUUGUGCAGUUUAUAAAAAGAACAACCACAAAUUCAAGUGAGAUUUGCUUACUUGUACAGAAAAUAAAAGAAAAACAGAUUGUAUAAAUAUAUCUUUCUAUUUAUUCAUUUAUUUUAAAGUAUUGGAUAUUAAAA
Molecule: messenger RNA, 1442 nt
Organism: Gossypium arboreum
Lineage: Eukaryota; Viridiplantae; Streptophyta; Magnoliopsida; Malvales; Malvaceae
Exons: 8
Coding region: 340-1137 (265 amino acids)
Biological process (GO): protein ubiquitination
Cellular component (GO): membrane
Molecular function (GO): ubiquitin-protein transferase activity; zinc ion binding
Source: RefSeq, a predicted model, not a curated record